Melospiza melodia melodia is the source of this 7603-nucleotide messenger RNA. It is a transcript of the gene SYNPO2L, whose product is annotated as synaptopodin 2 like. The record is from RefSeq and is a predicted model, not a curated record. Gene Ontology annotation, molecular function: actin binding. Gene Ontology annotation, cellular component: nucleus; Z disc; actin cytoskeleton. NCBI's taxonomy places the organism in Eukaryota, Metazoa, Chordata, Aves, Passeriformes, Passerellidae. Gene Ontology annotation, biological process: positive regulation of actin filament bundle assembly. Bases 220 to 3474 code for a protein of 1084 amino acids. The transcript is spliced from 4 exons.
CAGAGCAGCAGCUGAGAGUCCAGAAGAGCAGUGAAGGCUGGGCUUGAAAGUCUCAACUCUUGUGUGUGUGUGAACUUCAAGGAGAAAGUAAGCAGAGGGCCUUGUGGAGACUAGAGAGUGGUGGUGUGAAUUGUGGAUAUGGGAAUAGAAGAUUCUGCCUGUUAAGAACUGGAAUCUGUACUGAAGUUGUGAAGACAAAAUAUCUAGAGCACAGAAAUCAUGGGAGCUGAAGAAGAAAUGCUCAUCACUCUGUCUGGAGGUGCCCCCUGGGGCUUCCGCCUGCAAGGGGGUUCAGAGCAGAAAAGACCCCUUCAAGUGUCAAAGAUUCGAAAGAGAAGCAAAGCGUGCCGUGGAGGCCUGUGGGAAAAUGAUGUUCUGGUAUCUAUCAAUGGGAAGUCAUGUGCUGGCCUGUCCCAUGCUAAUGCCAUGCAGAUCAUCGAUUCCUCCAAUGGCAUGCUCAACAUCCGUGUGAAAAGGAUAGUUGGUGGGGACCAGACUGGCCCGUGGCUCCAGCGCUCCCCUUCUCCAGGGCAGCGAGUACUCUCUCCACCAUCCGCGCCCAGCCCCUCAGCACAGUCACUCAGCUCUGAAGCAGCAGGAGCCCCAGCCACCACUCAGCCCUCGCAGCCAUGGAGGUCACAGAGGCACCUGGAGAGCCUCACGUCCCCACCGGACAGCGAGGCCUACUAUGGUGAGACCGACAGCGACGCUGACAACGUGGCGCAGGAGAAGCAGCGCCGUGCUCGCAGGAGGAGCCCGCGCUCCCCGCCGGACAGCACCAGCGGCAGGACGGACGCGCCUCAGGACGAGGUGUCCCUGUCCGAGCAGAGCGGCUACGAGAGCAUGCCCGAGGCUGCGGCGCAGGGGGGAGCCGAGCCCGCCAGCUCCGGCGGGGUGGCCAAGAGGGAGAUUGUGUGCCUGCCUGGCAGCCGCACGGACACUCCGUUCUCGGACAGCGAGGGACAGCUGCGGCCGCCGUCAGCAGAGGGGCGGGAGCCUUCCCCAGAGGCCAUGCUCCUGCCGCACGCCACCAAGGCCAUCCGAGCGGAGCGCCACCUCAUCCCCAUGGUGGGGCCGGUGGAACACCCGAUUGAUGAAGACCUGACCACCACCUAUACAGAGAAAGCCAAGCAGGCCAAGCUCCACCGCCACGAAAGCAUCCAGGAGAAGAAUGUGAAAGAAGCCAAAACCAAGUGCAGAACCAUUGCAUCCCUGCUGACAGAUGCACCCAACCCCCACUCCAAGGGGGUGCUGAUGUUUAAGAAACGCAGGCAGAGGGCUAAGAAGUAUACAUUGGUGAGCUUUGGCAGUGUGGAUGAAGACCGUUCCUACGAGGAGGAAGACGGAGUUUUUCCAACCAGUGAAUCUGAAUUUGAUGAGGAAGGUUUCUCUGAUGCCCGAAGCCUAACUAAUCACUCAGACUGGGACAACACUUACCUAGACAUUGAAAAGUCCAAAUCUGACUCUGAACAGAAGGAAGAGAAGCAAAAAGGUUUGAGUGAAGCUUCAGGUAAAGGAGCACGAUUAUUUGAGCAGCAGAGGGAACGGGCUGGGAAGUACACAGUUGAGAAAACUCCAGUGCAGAAGAGCCCAGAGCUUGCCCCAGCUGCCCAGCCAAAGCAGGGCACAGUGAACGGAGAUAUGCCUGUGCCACAGAAGGCAGACAACGUGCCCCUCAGCAUCCACCUGGAGGCUGUGCAAGUGCCCAGCAAGCAGCCAGCCACUGUCCCCACUCAGCUCCUGACUGCCCCCAGCCCCACUUUCUUCCCUCCUCCCCCAGGCACCCCCGACCCCUUCUCUGCAAGUUCAACAAGCAUGUUCAACAGGUCUGCACGGCCCUUUACUCCUGGCUUUUCUGGUCAGCGUCCAGCAACAUCCUCUGUCAUUUUUAGGCCACCUGCACCCAAAAAACCCACUGAAAGUCUGGGUGGGCAAAGCACAGUGGUUCCCCCUUUCUCACCUCUGGUUCCAGGAACACCUGCCAAUGCCCCAGUGCCAACACAGCGUGGUCCAGUCAGCUCCUCCACAUCUCUGUAUAUUCCUGCACCAGGAAGACCAACAUCACCACUGGAGUCACAGCCAAAAGGGGGAGGAAGCGCUUCAGAAGUCAAGCCUUCUGCCAACACUGCCCGGACAUCCACCACCUCUAUCUUUCUGUCAACUCCCUCAAAGCCAGGAGGGGAUGUGGCCUCCGCAGCAUCCCAGCCACGAGUCCCUGGAACAGCCUCUUCUUCAUUGUAUAUUAGUCCAGCACCAUCACAGCACAUGAGAAGCAGCUCCCCUGUGCCAAAACAGUCUUCUCCUGCCGUAACUCCAGCAACACCACGACCUCCUUCAGAGCCCUUAACCUCCAGGGAGCAGAGGAUUGCUGUGCCAGCUCCCCGCACAGGCAUCCUGCAGGAGGCUCGCCGACGGGGCAACAAGAAACCCAUGUUCAGUAAGAUUGAGGAGAAGAAGAAGAAUUCACCCAACCCUGAGCUCCUGUCUCUGGUGCAGAACCUGGAUGAGAAGCCAAAGGGUGACCACCCUGCGGCAGGCUUUGAGUCUGGGCCUGAGGAGGACUUCCUCAGCCUGGGUGCUGAGGCCUGCAACUUCAUGCAGUCCUCAGGCCGCAAGUUCAAGACCCCACCUCCGGUGGCCCCCAAGCCUCAGCAAGAUGCUGGAUUGGUCAAUGGGGCCCAGGACAUGCCUCAGCUUAAAGGCAAGGGGGCAGAGCUCUUUGCCAAACGCCAGAGCCGCAUGGACAAAUAUGUGGUGGAAACAACACCGAAGCCAGAGUCCAAGCCCAGGACCCCCUCUCCAUCCCCUUCUCUACCCUCAUGCUGGAAAUAUUCACCCAACAUCCGGGCUCCCCCUCCGAUAGCUUACAACCCAAUGCAUUCCCCUUUCUAUCCUCUGGCAGCCAGCAAAUCUCAGGCUAGCAAAGCAGAGAGCAAAGUGAAAAAGGCACCUGGCCAGAAAUCAGGGAUCAAGGUCAUUGAUUUAAUGCGCCACCAGCCCUAUCAAUUGAAGUCAGCCAUGUUCUGUUUUGGGGAUCCCCCAAGCCCCAGCACUCAGACUACUCCUGGUCAGCCAACCCCACAGGCUAGCUCAUCCUUCGUGGCAGCCAAGCAGGUCCCUGUGAAAAUAGCCAAGACCCAGGAGAUUCGUCGCUUCUCCACUCCGGCUCCCAUGCCAGCCUCCAGCAGCCUGGCACCCACUGUGCUUAUGCCCCGCUCAGCCACCACGCUGGAUGAGCCAUUGUGGAGAACAGAAAUGGCCUCUUCUGCCCCUGCUACACCAGCACCCUUCCAGGUGGAGCUCAGCCCCUCCCCUAAGCCAUAUCAGAGCUCCCCAGAGCCUGGACAGGUGGGACAGGGACCUCCUCCAAAUUCAGCCUCUGCCUCUCGGUUUCAGGUGGCCAGGCCCAAAUUCUCUGCAGCAAGAACAGGCAUGCAGGCCAAUGUGUGGAGGCCAAGUUUUGGCCAUCACUGAGGCAGGCACCCCUCCCAUCCUGUCUGUGGCCCCACAGAGAUAGUGCUUGUUUUGUCUUUCAUGUCAGCUCAGUACAUUGGGAUGAGUGACACAAAAUGAAGAAAAAAAGCCUCAAAAAAUUACUGCCCUUCUGCACCACCCCCUUCCCCAGCCUCCCCUUGGUCUCAGAUGGGAUGCUUCAUGGAAAGGCUUACUGGCUGUGGCUUUCCCAUGAGACCGUUCUUCUCUGAUCCUCCCAGUCUGUCCAGUUCACCUGUGUGUGCACACACACAUGCACACAGCAACACUCAGCAGGGAGGGAAAGGACAAGUGGGGCCUCACCUGGGACAUUUCUCCCAGAAUUCCCUCGGUGGGGGUAUGGGAAAGAAGGCAAGAGAGCAGAGGGAGCAGCGCUGUUUGCCCAUGCACAUGUGGGCAGUGUGGCUGCGCCCAAGAGUGCCCAUGUGUGCCUGUUCCUCCAGUCACCAGGGCUGGGGCUAAAAAGGAGAGUCAUCCUAGCUGGUACUAAUUACCACUAUCAGCUCUGGAAAUAGUUUGUCAAAGAGGAGCUUUGAGGGGACUUGAUGGGGCUAUCACCACCUGUGGGAACUGCAGUAGGAAGUAUCCAUUUUUAAGGAUACACAAAAUCAAAGCCAAGCUCAGGAGUGUCUGGUUGGCACAAAGAAAGGCCCUGCAGCAUCAGUCCCACUGAACAGGAUAUGGAUGCUGUAAGUAGAAAGGUGGAUUGCAUGGGAAGAGGUACAGUUAGCUAUAAAAUGAGACAGGACUGAAUAUGCAUUUGUUCAUGAUCUUUUGGUUUAGUUCAGGACAGAAGUGGGACUAAAUUAGAAAUGGGUCAUGGCAUAAAACUUGCUGAAAGCUUUGUGAUGAGGGGAAAACAGAGGGCCUUUACAGACAUUCUCAGCAUGGAAGUGAAGGUCAGGAAAACAGAAAGUCACAAGUAAAACUUCAUACGAAACGACUUAGGUAUUAUUGUGGGGCCUGUUUGGUAAAAACAGCAGUGCUCUGAGAAUCCCAGAGGAUCUGCACUCAUACACAUAUACAGAGUUCAGUUUGCUGGUGAUACUGGGGAAACAGUACUGGUUAUUCCUUGAAUGUCCCAGGCUAGCCUCCCACUUCAUCUCCACACUACAGGCAUUCAGAAGAAAGCACUGUCUUCCCAAGGAAGAAUUCGGCAUUUUAGUAGGGACUGUGCAUGUGUGUGUGCAUGUCAUCUAUUCUCUGCUUUACACACCCCCCAGCCAUUUACGUUCUGCUUGUGAUGCUCCUUUGCCAGCAGCCACUUUUCCAGUGUGAUCCCACAAGUACACCAAGAAAGAUUGCUCCUGGCAAUCUGGCUCCAAACACAGCAGAUGCCCCAGCUGCAGGGAAGGCGUUUGCCACCUCUUUCUGGGUCAGGGUUGCCCAGCCUUUUGCAAAACCCAGAGGAAUGUGUACAGGAGGCAGAAUGAGGGUCUCAAAGCCCUCUCUCCUUGAGACAAGUCUCCCUCUCAUUAGACAUGCUCCUUUGCUUCAAGCGGUAGCCAUUCCCUGACUGGACUGAGCACAAACUUUGGAUAUACAAAAGUGUAGGUUCUGGGGAAAAAAAAAGGAAUGCUAAUGAGUGUGAAGCAGUCUGUAUGCAGUGCAGCUAGUGUUGUUUCAUACUAAAUCUAAGCCAACCUUCCUCUGCACAGCAAGAGCUUAUGAUGUGUAGCUUUUUCAUGACAGCUGGGGGCUCCACUUUUUCUUGGAGGCUUGAAAGUCUUUCUCUGUGAGCACCUGGAGAUUUUUCAUGCGUUCUCUCCUGUGAAGAAAAGGAAGGCUGGAAAACCUAGCCAGCACCUCUGACCCUGGACAAGCUUCGGAGGGAGAGAAUGAGAGAAAAGGAGAAGUAAUUCACAAUUCUGCCUUUGAAUCCUUCCCAAUCUGGCUGGACUUUUUUUGCACACCUGUGUUUGCAGUGCACAUUCCUGGUGGCCCUGAAACAUAUCAUGAGCAUGCUGGGAAGAGAGGAGGACAGAGCUUACACCUCACUUGGCACACUAUCAACCGUGGGAGAGGAUUGUAAGAAAAGCCAUGGGAAUACCUUGAGUUAAUGGCCAAAGGUGAGGCUGAGGCAGAAGAGAUGCUGCAUCUGGUUGUAUGACACAGGAGCAGCCAACCUGAGUUGAUGAGGAGACUGUGUCCCUGAAAAGCCCCAGAGAGGAUAUCUUACAAGAAAUCAUCACCCCAGAGUUAAUUCAGAUCACCAGAAUCCAUUUAGCUCCAGUGAAGGGGAGCAGCCAUGCUAUAAAACCUAUCUCAGAUGAUUCCUUUCUCACUCAUCCUGUACUGCAUUGCAUUGCCAGCAUUUCUGGGAAAAAAACAAAACCAAAAGCAAACAAACAAAAAAAGAUAAAAAAGUAAACCAAAAAAAGAAGAAAAAAAAAAAAGAAAGAAAAAAAACCUGUGUGCAAACUGAACCUCUGUGACUCUUCCCAAACAUAGAGAGAGGAAUCUUCUAUUUCAUCUAGGAAAGCUCUAAGAAGGAAGUCAAGAAGUAGCAGUGCUCCAAAAGCUUUGUCUCUCAUCUUGUGGAGUGUUGUCUGUCUCUGGCUAGAGAUUUAAGCCAAUAGCCUUAGACAGACAAGCUAGGCCAGGCUGAAAGCAUUACCAAACUCAGGUGUAGAGAGGGGUUGUGUGGACCAGAGGAAGGGUGCUCAACAUAAUUCUGCAGUCAAGAAAUAACCUCAGAAAGUUUGAAUCUUACUCCAGUAUCCCUUUCCCUCAGGCCCCUAAAAUUAAGUGCUCUCAGGGCCUGAAAGUCUCAGGAAAUUCAUUUUGCCACUGGAAAAAUAGAGAAGUCUGGCCUCAGUAUGUAAGGGAGAUUGCAUGGGUUUAGUAUUUUAGUGAUCCCACUCCAGAUUUCUGGGAGACAAUGAUUUCUUCUGAGGAGUGAUUGCCAAACACCAUUCAGUGUUAGAUAUCAUGAUCUAAGUGAGUAGAAUAAAUGCAUUUGCCCCAUCAUUUCUGAUAAUGUAAUGGGCAGGAAAUGAAAAGUUUACGUUUGCCUAGAGAACGAAUAUAAAAUAUAAAAGCAAGGAAAAGAACCAGGAGGCUGGGAAUCCUGCAUUUUACUUACAUCCUUGCUUCAAAGCUAUGUUUAGAAGCAAAACUGAAGUAGUUUAAUAGAUUUCAGCCCCUCACAAACUUUUCUGGAUCCUUUGCUGACACAGGACUGAUCUGCAGAAGCAGAGGCUGUUGCAGAUGAGGCCUACAGUGCUCGUGUUGUAUCCCAAAUAAGGCCUGUAGCUGCAAGUAGCAUGAGAUGAGAAAUAAUACUGAGAUGCAUCUGUUAAGUUUUAAAGAAGAAACCUGAACUACUGCUGGCUUUAAGCAGCUCUGCUAAUGUCUGCUCAUGAAAAUACUGUGGCUGGCCUGUUAAAAAGGUCACAGGUGAGGUUACAAGGAAUACUUUAGAAACAUGUAAGCUUGUCUUGAGCCUCUCCAAAUGUCUAAUUCCUCAGCUGUUGAACAAGCACAGACAUAAACAGUUGUUUGACAAGUUUUAGCUCCCACCUGCUAAGUUAUAAGCUGCAGUGGUAGGCCAAACCCCAGUGUUCCCUUGUAAAGUAUUUGAAGAUGUCUUCAUGGGCUCUGAUUUAAAACUGCCUAUCAUCCUUCCUCUCUAGCAUGCUGCAGGCUACACAUUGCAGCUCUGGGCAAUUCAGGGGUUUUAUCUUUGCUUCAGAAGUAACAGUCCCUUCCCUCUCCAUAUAUGGGAACACUUACCAGAGAUAACUUCAAAAUCCUGCAGCACCCUGGAGGAAGCAUCUCAGAAGAGACUGGUGUGAUGAGGAGUCACUGAUGCCAGACAUGAGCACAGUGUGAGGCAAGAUUGUUCCUCAUGAAGAAUAUGCUCCCUUUCUGCUAUAAUAUCCAGCACCCCUACUAAACCCUUUUCGUAGAAGAGACCCAUCAGUGCUGUGAAAAUGGGAGCCCAGCAGCAGUGCUCUGUCUGGUGAAAGAUGUGAGCCCAGAUGAACAGAGCUGGCAUCUUUGUUUUUGGAAAUACCUUUCUUCCUUUUCUGUUUUGUCUUUUUUUUUCCAAUUUACAAUCACUUUCUAUUUGUUUGUGCAGAGAAAUAAACUUGUGAUAUGCACUUUA